This is a messenger RNA of Polypterus senegalus (gray bichir), 1146 nucleotides long. RefSeq names its product dihydropyrimidinase-like. The transcript is spliced from 2 exons. Gene Ontology annotation, molecular function: dihydropyrimidinase activity. The record is from RefSeq and is a predicted model, not a curated record. Lineage: Eukaryota; Metazoa; Chordata; Cladistia; Polypteriformes; Polypteridae. Bases 266 to 526 code for a protein of 86 amino acids. Gene Ontology annotation, biological process: pyrimidine nucleobase catabolic process. Gene Ontology annotation, cellular component: cytosol.
GGGAAACAGCGACCUUUAGCAUCCUUUAUUUUCACCAGUAACACAUCAAAAACUCAAAGUGGCUUCCAUCUCUUUACAUUAGAAAUUCUGUUAUUUACAUUGUGUGAUGUUAGUUUAGGUAAUUUUAUUUAUGCUUUAAGUAUUUUUAUGACAGAAACCCUACUUUAAGAAUCUUAGCCUUGGCAUCAAUCUUUUAUUAUUUAUCCACAGAGUAAUUUCUGCUAAAACUCACCACCAGGCAGUUGACUAUAAUAUUUUCGAAGGGAUGGAAUGUCAUGGAGUUCCUGUGGUUACCAUCUGUGGAGGUCAGGUGGUCUAUAAAGAUGGAAUAUUACAUGCCAAACCUGGGCAAGGAAGAUAUGUUCAUCGUAAUGCCUUCUCUGAUUUUGUGUACAAACGUGUGAAGCAAAGAGAAAAGGUGAACAAGCCAAAGCCUGUAAGAAGAGCCCCAUAUGGAGGACCAAUCCUGUCUGUCAGGAAUCAAAAUGAAGUGAUGAGUCUGGAGAACAAAAACUUUCAUAAAUAAAACAUUUAUACUUCAGCUAAUUGUUUCCUUUUUAAAGUUUUAUCAACCCUAAAAUUUAUUUUGUCUCGUCCAAUUUAAAAGUUCUUUUUAUUACAUUUUCUAGACUUGGCUUAGGAAAACACCUUUUUAUUUCAUCAUAAAGGCCUAACAAAUAAUGAAAGAAGAAAUUAAGAGACUCUGGUUUAAUUCUUACCAAUGCAAUUUUUCCCUCUUCAGGAAAAUUCUUUUGUGAAUUUCAUCUAAGUUAUGAAAAUGGUUUGAGGUUUUUUUUUAUUAAUAAAAUUAUUGGGAUAUUCAAAAUCAUUAACCUUGAUUGUGUAAUUUUCAUGAUUAUGUUCAAAAUAUACUUCUCUUAAAAUUAUUAAUGAAUACAAAAAUUGUGUCUAUGUUUUAAAGAUUAAAUUUAAGGAUUUCAACUUUCAUUCUAGUGAAAUUAGUAACUACCAUAGAUAAUCCCAUUCUUAGAGUUAUUCCCAUAAUGUAUUGGACACUGGAGAAUAUCUCACCUCACAACAUUUCUAACUAAUACUGUCUGUAUUAGAAGAUUUCUAAAGAGUAAGGCUAUUAUCAAUAUUAUGAUGUUGAAUUUAACAGAAGCAAAUAAAUAUAUAAAAUGCUUU